UUCGUCAUAGUUGGUGAUUAUCUUAAGGAUGAUUCACGCUAUACCGUGUCGGGGCCGAGCCCGGGUCUCAACCGAGCCAUAGCGUCCGAGUGGAGUCCGAGCCUUUAUGCAUGCUGUUCCGUAGUAGUUCCGUGCGAACCGUGGCUGAGUGUUGGUGAGUGGGUAACAAGCAAAAUGCAAUUUUCAGAACUUGAACUAGCAGCAAUUGCCGUUGCACUUGAUGAAGAAGAAAGGGAAAACCAUGUUGAUCGACUUCACACAGCAAAGAGGAGAUGGGGCGUGCAUCCUACUUGGCGAAAGCGAAAGUUGGAGGGAGAAUUUGCCACACUAUACAAAGAGUUGUUAGAUGACGAAAGUAAAUUCUUUGGCUAUUUUCGAAUGUCAUGGGAGUGUUUCAACGUUUUACUUCUAAAAGUGAAAAGUGGCCUCACGAAACAGAAGACAUUCUUUCAGGAGCCCAUUUCGCCAUCUGAGCGACUAGCAGUGUGUCUCAGGUAAGUCAAUAAUAAUAUAGACAACCGGAUCAGAAUAGAUAAGAAUAAAUAAUAAUUACCGACUUAAAAUAUGUAUUUAAAACAAAAGUAACAUACUUACAAAUUUCACAUGUAUUUGAAACGUGUACAAAUAUUCUAUAGUCUUAAUAAUGCUUUAAUAGUCAUGUUCAUUGAACUGAGAAAAAAAAGUGCUCAUCUCAUUUUUUGCUGGUUGUUGUGGUAGAGCAGGCGAGUGAUUUGGAUGUGCGUCAGGUGUUGUAGUCCAGUUUGGAUUCGGGUGGAUUGGUGGAGCAGUUGAUGUGGAACUGGUGGAUGAUUCAUCUGCUGGGGAUGUCUGCAUUUGUGCGUACUCUAGAUCCUGCACUAUUGAAAAAAUUCUUCCUUUUGCUAAAUGCUGGUAGUAUGGAGAAAACGUUUUUAUUGUCGGUAUUAAACCUUGGAAAAAUGCGUCAAUAGGGUGAGCGUCAGUUUGAGACUUUUCUUUUUUUUCAAUAAUAUAUCUCAUUAAGGUAUUCGAUGCACUUUCCGUUGGAUAUUGCAGUUAUUAUUACUUAUUCAGAGACCGAAUUAGUUUAUAUUAAAUAACUUAUGAAAUACCUCACCGAUUCUCACGUUCAAUGGCUUCCCGGAAUGCGGGAGGCAAACCGAUUCAGAUGGGCUAACUUACACGAAGUAAUUUUAACAUGUCGUAGUCUGGCUCAAUAUGCUUCCAUUUUCUUCUGCAGCUGAUGUUAGGUAGGAGGGCAUACGUGUGGCGCCCUUUAUUGGAGGCAUCCCAUCUUCUGUUCCAUUCCAGCUGUAGCCAGUCUGACGCUUCUUUCGCAUUGGUGACCGGUAUGCAUGGGUUUAUGCCAUUUUGUAGUUCCCAUAUGGCGCAAUAGUAUCGGGCAUGAAGGUCUACUGGUGGUCGGGCUGCCAAGACUUGUAUAGCAUCCGUAGAGGCCGUUCGAUAAGCUCGCGUUAAAGUCAGCAGCGCAGCACGUUGCGCGCUCUUGAGUGUCUCCCAUUCAGUAGAACGCAGUGCUCGUGCCCUCGCAGGGGCCGCAUAGUACAUGACUGAGUCACAAAGCGCGGACGUAGACCGGGUACGGUAGGAGAUUCCCCACGCAGCACCGCACAACGCUUUGAAUGCAGCUAUCCUCGACGGCAUUUAUUGCCUCGUGUGUUGGGCGUUAUCUCCAAAUCGCAUGCCUGCGCCUAUGCGGAUCCCCAAGUAUGUAACAACCUGCGUAGCUUUGAUUGUUUCACCGAGCAGGCGUACAACGGGAGGCGAUCGUAUCCUCAGCUUGCCUUUUAGGAGCAUAAGUUGGGUUUUUUCGGGGGCUGUUUCCAGUUUACACUCGCGGCACCAUUUUUGGAGCUCGGUGACUGCCAGCGCGCCAGUAUUUUCAAUGCUUGCCUUUGUUUCCGCUGGGAUGAUGACGACGAGAUCGUCCACGUAUGCGAUUGCUGAGUGCCCUACUUCUUCGAACCGUCUGAGGAGACCAUCGAAGAGUAUUGCCCAGAGAUAUGGGCCCAGGACAGACCCCUGCGGGAUCCCCAUCUCUACUUGAACACGUCUCGCCAUAUUCGCGCAGGGUGGCCGUUCGUUCACUCAGGUAGCUUGAGACGACACGUUGGAUGUCCUGGCUAGCUCCCUUGCUUUCUAUACUGUCCAGCACGGCCGGCCACCACAUGCGAUCGAACGCUUGCCGGAUAUCAAAAAAGAUUUCUGCUACAUAUUUGGUCGUUGCUUCUGAUACGCGCUCCAUCAGCUUCCUUAUGGCGUGAGUGGUGCUCCUUUUAGACAUUCCACCGAAUUGGCUAGGGUGAAGGCCACUGUCUAUCGUCUCACGCAGACGCAUCAUAUUAAUUCUGAACAUAUUUUGACGGCACUUGCUUCUAGCCGGUCAUUCCCGGGCGCAUUCCGAGUUCGCAGGCGACUAAUUGCGGCCAGUAUUUCCUCGUCAUUCCAGCAAGGGAAAUAACUGCCACCAGCUAUACGGCGCAUUCUCUCCCUUAGGGCAGAAUGAGCUGGUUCGUCUGUCGACGGGUCGUCCACCAUAAGCCAGACUCGAGUAGGGCUUGGCCUGCGGCCUGCAGUCCGUGGCAUCCGAAGGACUCAAGAGCGUGUCUGGGUUUAAUUUUGCCCAUCUCCACUUUUGCAUGUAAUCCCCAUUUAUUGACGGAGUCCUGCUCUUCGACAAAUUUUCUCCAACUGAGGCGUUUUGCUUUACGCAGCUCGCGUCUGAAGUAGCGGUUCCCCGCAUAGUAGGCCGCUCGGUGGUGAUCCUUGCGCACCAGGUCACGGCACUGCUGGUUCAACUGGUCGUCGUCUGAGGAGCACUCACAGGCACGUCCGUUCACAAUGAAAGCUCGACACCAACUACUGUGACUACAUCUGGGCCAAUAAGUCUCCCUGGCUGUCGGUCAUUAAUGUUAAUGCUUAGCUUAAUUCUUAGCCAGUCAACAAGCACCUUCAUCUCCUCAAAUGAUUUGUCUACCAUCUUCUUCCAAUUGGAGCCUCUAUUUAGAAAUAUUAUGAUGACAGACGCAACAUCAGUAAAGAAGGGCUCCCUAUUGGUAUAAUGAAACAUCACUUUGUCAUUGCCAAUAGUGAUCUCCCUAUGUCUUUUGGUACUGAAGAUGUAUCCAUUUCUGAAUCAGACAUCUUUUCAAGAUAAAUUAAUAAUUAACCAGGUCCAUCGAUGGACUUGGAGAUGGACCAUAACCAUCCCUAAACGAAAUUGGAACAGUGAUCACGCAGCAUUGUCUCUACUCAUCCCAUGAGGUCUUCAUUAUUUUUAUUAACUUCUUUAAGUUUAGCCCAUGGUAUUCAACAAAAGAGAUUUUAUAUUACUAGAUGACUCAAAACAGGAACUCAAAAUAAUAACGAAAAUGAAAGGGGACAAUAAUUACAAUAUGCGCUCUUCUCACACUUAAGACACUAUGAUGAAGGCCUUACAAAAUAAACAAGUUCUCGUGCAAAUUAUUUAUGUUCGCCAGCAACCAAUUCAAAAUGGCGCACGACGAACACCACCGAGAAUAAUGAAUUUAAUUUAGGAACUGUGAGAAGGAUUUCGGCACCAACGGUAAUAAAGGAUUCCCGAUUUAAUGAGAGUGAUUGAAAGAAUAAUUAGAUAAUGGAAUGAAAGGUAGAUAGGACUCACUGCGUAAAUGAUGGCUGAUCAAAGCACGUGGCGGAUUGUCCGAUCUCGAAGCGAAGCGAUGAUGAGAUCAGUGCACUGACUCGGUCUUGAUCCAGUAGAAAUCACGAUGAGAGUGAUGUUGGCGGAUGCAAUCCGAUGUCGAUGAGGAUAGCGGUGACGAUCCAGUUAUAUUAGGAAGGUCCAGGUAUAUUAGGAAAUGCUGGGGAAGUAUAGCGGAUACUAAGGAGCAGAUGGGUUUGGGACCAUGUGCUCGAAAGCGGUGACGGGAAAGCGACGUUCAAUGCUUGAGUGGCGGAGAUGCGGAUAUGACAAGGCGACACAAUAAUGAAUUUAGCAACGAUUGGAUAGGAAUAGCUUGAUAUCAACCGAUACACUGUAAGGCUACUUGCACACACACCGAUUUCGGACGGCCGGUAAAAAAUCGGCCGAUAUUUUACCGAUAGCAGGUGCUGGCACACUACCCGGAUUUUUACCGGUCAAACAGUCAGUUCCAUUCCAGUCACGACGUAAUACGUAAUAAUGAAUCCUAAUCGAGUAGCUGCAAUGUGGUUAUUAUACCGCCGUAUUAAACGCCGUAGGAUUAAGCGCAAGUACUGGAUUCAUCCGAUCAAUCGAAGCAGAGAACACACGGGAAUAUUCUACACUCUUUUUGAAGAAUUAAGACAUGAUGGUAGUAAGUUUUUCAACUUCUUCAGAAUGUCUAUUGCAUCCUUUGACGAACUUCAUGAGAAGUUGAAAAAUGAAAUCCAACAUCAGAAUACUAAAAUGAGAAACUGUAUCCCUUCACGAGAAAGGCUUGCUUUAACAUUGAGAUAUCUUGCUAGUGGGUGCACCUUUACCGACCUACAUUACUCGUUCAGAGUUGGGAUUUCUACUGCAAGGAAAAUAGUAAAAGAAGUAUGCCAAGCCAUCUGGUUAGUUAUGAAGAAUGAGUGUAUACGUGAACUCUCUAAAUAUCAACUGGAAACCAUUGCUUCUGAUUUUGAAAAAAAUGCCAAUUUUCCACAUUGCAUAGGUGCUGUUGACGGUAAGCACGUUCGUAUAAAUUGCCCAAUAAGAAGUGGUUCCAUGUUUUUUAAUUACAAAGACUAUUACUCUGUAGUAUUAAUGGCAGUAGCUGAUUCAAAAUAUCGUUUUGUGUAUGUUAAUGUUGGAAGCUUCGGCAAAGAUUGUGAUCCCUCCAUUUUCAAGCAAUCUACUCUUUGGCAAUCAAUUCAGACAAACUCAAUACAAUUACCUGAAGAAAAAUGCCUGCCGGGGACCGAAUCUCCUAAAGUUCCUUACUAUUUUGUUGGAGAUGAAGCAUUUGGUCUCCACACACAUUUAAUGAGGCCCUACGGUGGAACACACCUAACGCUUGAAAAGAAAAUAUUUAACUAUCGUUUGUGUAGGGCUCGGCGUUAUGUCGAGUGUGCUUUUGGGAUAUUGAGCAACAAAUGGCGCAUCUUCCACAGACCUAUAAACGCUGAACCAGAGUUUGCAGUUGACAUUGUAAAAGCGUGCAUUGUUCUGCACAAUUUUGUUCGUGAGCGGGACGGUUAUUUGCCAGAAGAUACUACAACAAUAAGUGGUUUGGAAGAUUUGCCAAGAGCUCCAACAGCACGGGGUGGUCUACAAGCUAACGACGUUCGAAAAAUAUUAAGUAAAUACUUUGUAACACCUAUCGGGGCAGUUCCCUGGCAAAUGAGUAAAGUAUGAUAGACAUGAGUAGUGAAAAGGGGUGAUAAGUUUCAAUUUGUUGAGAUUGUUGGGUACAUUUUCAGCUUUUGUUAAAUAGUUUAUAUAAUAUUCAAUUAUUAUUUUAUAUGUUUAACAAGUCAUGUAUUGUAAACAAGUAAUUAGGACAAUAUAACAUAACAUACAGAAAAUUACUUACCA
This is a messenger RNA of Cimex lectularius (bed bug), 5521 nucleotides long. RefSeq names its product protein ALP1-like. The transcript is spliced from 2 exons. The coding region runs from base 4163 to 5341 and encodes 392 amino acids. NCBI's taxonomy places the organism in Eukaryota, Metazoa, Arthropoda, Insecta, Hemiptera, Cimicidae. The record is from RefSeq and is a predicted model, not a curated record.